Messenger RNA from Colletotrichum lupini, 1995 nucleotides. RefSeq lists its product as uncharacterized. Lineage: Eukaryota; Fungi; Ascomycota; Sordariomycetes; Glomerellales; Glomerellaceae. The transcript has 6 exons. The record is from RefSeq and is a predicted model, not a curated record. The coding region runs from base 1 to 1995 and encodes 664 amino acids.
AUGCAUUUAGAAACACUCCGGAGUUCGCCGCGAAUCCAUCCCUCGGUUGAGGGUUAUCUUUGGAGUUUGAUUAUUGCCUUCAUCAACUUCCCUCAUCAUUAUCAACACAAAUCUCUCAUUCGAUUUUUUGAAGCAACCAUUUUCCCCAACAUCUACGUUCACUCAGUGCACACGAUGAGACCUCCCGAGGACAUCGUGCGGUUUUCUUCGGAAGCAUCCCAUACCGCCGGCCAUACCAAAAAAGCGGUAUCAAAGGUCGAAGUAUCCUUCGAAGGUAUACGAGGAGUUUCGACGCUAUCGGUUUCCUCUGAAGGAUACUGCAUCCUGCCUUCAACUUUGGAAGGAUCCCGAAAUGUUGCUGGAAACGUACGACGCAAUAAUACUGGCUCAGCAAGAGCACUACCACCACCCACCGUGCAACCAACCACGGCAGCGUCUUUGCAACUCCGCCCAGUCAGUGAAAGGGCCUCGGACUCUAGAAAGAUUGGCGGUGAUGGUGACAGCGACUCGAACUCUGACUACGACUCAGACUCGGACUCAGGCCCGACAGCCGGCCAUGGCCGCGGCCGUUCAACGAAGCGUAUACGACGCGAAAGACUAACUCCAAGCAGGUACAAGGCGUUUACAAAUGAGAUUACAAAAGCUUUUGCUGCUCGGGCAUUCUUCGCAAGGAGAAUCGAGAUAAUUCUCCUCUCCAUGAACAUAAGCAGCGGACAACAUGGCGCAAGCAGUGAAGUUUUACGGAGAUUUCCUGAUCACUAUGACAAGAUGACGCGGAAGUUCCGAAAGGAAAAUCGUAUCCGGGAAUGGGACACUGAAUUGCGAGAUCGCUUUUUUCCCGACGCGUCUUCACACCACCAAACCCAUCGUUCAUCAUUCGCAAUUCUGGAAGAUAUCAUUCCACUUGUCGAAGAAAACGUCUUGAGAAGGCUCUCACAGGCUGAGGGUCUCCUUCCCGGCCUCGCUACAACUGGCGAGAAGUACGAAAACAUCGCAGACAUCAUCGAGUCUCUCAUGGACACUGGCCGUCUGGAUGCAAGUAUCCAAGAGAAUCAUGAGGUUUCUUUUGCGAUCUUAUAUCAAGCGGCGUCCACUCUCCUCAAGUAUCCAUCGAACGCCAUCGCCCAUUUGGAUGGGGUUCCUUCCCUGAUCAGUUCAUUGAUUGAUAGCUACAUGGCCAGGAUGAACGAUCAACUGGCCGUCGAUCUUGGUAGGAAACACGGAGUUGUCUUUCAGCACAUACCGGAACUAGAAACAAGUGAAGGGCACGAAUCAUUUCCCAAUUGGCUAAGAAGAUCCCGCGAUGACAGUCCUCUUUCAUCAGAGUACGUUGACUGGGUUCUUUCCGGAUGUAAGCCGGAGGAGACCUAUCAGUGCUGCAGGCGUUGGGAAGAAAGCCGACAGGAUCGACGCGGGUUCAGGAAGGAAUUCAUCUUCAGGCUGACCGAUGUUCCUCAUAUGGAAGUUAUUUCUGCGGUUCUCUUCAAGGAAAGUCAUCCAAUCAAAAUCGAAGACAUGUCGGAAUCCGAUGUCGAGAACAUGGGAUGGUUCCCAUCAUCACCCGGGAAAAAGCACAGCCCCAGUCGAAGUCAUGGAAAUAAGCCUGAGAAUUACUACUGGCGCUACGAGAUGUCGAAGAUGUACCCGGUGGGUACCAGAAUAGGGGAGAAUGUGACUUUCCGUGUGUCUAUGGAUGACGAGGUUUUGGGAAUUUUCUUGCCGAAGGGGGGGUGGCUUGGCUGGGAAGAUAUUUCCGAGAAUUCUUCGAGCAUUGAGGCUCUUGAAGCUCAACUAGCUACUUUCCACUCCCGAGGAUGCAUCCUGUGGUUAUAUGCGCGAGAAAUGAGUUCCAUCAGCUGUCAACCCAUCCGAACGAAGCCCGCCGCUGCUUCGAAUCGUCUUCACACUCCACGCAAGUCGCCCACGAUCGACAGCAUCCGCAACUGGUACAAGCAUCCGGCUCAUACUCACAAAAAGCCAGUAGAGGGGCAAUGA